Messenger RNA from Zasmidium cellare ATCC 36951, 2070 nucleotides. RefSeq lists its product as uncharacterized. NCBI's taxonomy places the organism in Eukaryota, Fungi, Ascomycota, Dothideomycetes, Mycosphaerellales, Mycosphaerellaceae. The coding region runs from base 1 to 2070 and encodes 689 amino acids. Gene Ontology annotation, molecular function: acyl-CoA oxidase activity; fatty acid binding; FAD binding. The transcript has 2 exons. Gene Ontology annotation, cellular component: peroxisome. Gene Ontology annotation, biological process: lipid homeostasis; fatty acid beta-oxidation using acyl-CoA oxidase. The record is from RefSeq and is a predicted model, not a curated record.
AUGUCUCAACCUGACUUCAGCGCCAACCUGAAGCCUCACCCGCAAGCAGAUGGCGCCGCCACACUCGCCCAAGAGCGUGGGCAGUCCGACUUCGAUACCAAUGCCAUCUCCAAGCACCUCUUCGGCGACAAGUACCUCGAGCGACAAGCCCGUAUCCUCAAGAUUGUCACUGGGGAGAAGAUCUUCUCCAAAACGAACCAAGCAAACCUCUCCCGCCCAGACCGCUACAAGCUUGGUCUCGCCAGGGGCAAAAAGCUCCGCCAGCUGAUGAACGAGUACAAAUGGGACGACGACGACUUUCUCAUGGCGGAGUGGCUUGUCGACGAUGUCCUGCCACAUCAUUUGAAUAUCUCGCUCUUCAAGUCUGCAAUCCUGGAGCAGUGUAACGAAGAGCAGAGGAACUUUUGGUAUCCCAAGUUGCAGGCGUGGGAGAUCAUCGGUGCGUAUGCGCAGACCGAGCUGGGCCAUGGGUCGAACGUGAGGGGUUUAGAAGCGACUGCGACGUGGGAUCAGAAGACCAAGGACUUUGUUUUGCAUAGUCCGACCUUGACGGCGAGCAAGUGGUGGAAUGGGACCUUGGGCAGAACGGCGACUCAUGCGGUCUUCGUUGCGCAAUUGAGAAUCCCGAAGAAGGGCGGCAGCGGAGGCUUCGAAUCGUACGGCCCACAUCCAUUCAUUAUUCGGGUUCGCGACGAGAAGACUCAUAAGCCUUUGGAGAGUAUCAUCGUGGGCGACAUUGGGCCGAAAUAUGGAUACCCUGCGAUGGAUAACGCAUACAUGCUUUUGAACCAGCACAGAGUCCCGCACGAGGCUUUGUUGAGCCGCUACGCCACAGUCAAUAGAGAGACAGGCGAAUACGUUAAGCCCAAGAAUACUGGCGCGAUGUAUGGCCAGUUGACAAGAGGACGCUCCCAAAUCGUGAUGAACGCUCGCCUCGUGCUUGCUCGAGCCGUCACUGUCGCCGUGCGCUACCUUAGUAUUCGCCGCCAAUUUAGAGACCAAGAUGCAGACGAUCAAUCCGCCCUCGAAGAACAGGUUCUCAACUACUCCACUGUCCAGAUCCGUGUCCUACCGCUCCUAGCGGCGACAUUCGCCCUGCAUUAUAGCGGAGCUGCAAUGCAAAAGCUAUACGAGCGAACCAGGGGUGCCAAUGCGCAGAAAGAGAGCGAUUUGAACGAGCUACAAGAGUUGCACUUCACUUCGGCCGGAUUGAAGAGCUUGACGACCGAGAUGGCCGCCGACGGCAUCGAAACCUGUCGAAGAGCCAUGGGAGGCCACGGCUACGGUGGAGGUACCGGCCUGAUUCAGCUGAACGCCGACUACCUUAGCAAGCCGACGGUGGAAGGCGAUAACUGGAUGAUUACACAGCAGGUUGCUCGGUAUCUUUUGAAGAAGGUCAAAGAGCUGUCCACAUCCAGGAGCAAUGCGAAUUCCAGUAGAUUGGACGCCAGCCUGAUCCGUUUCCGCGAAAGAUCCAGGUCUCCGCCUCAAUUCAGCGACCUCUCUGACGACCUAUCGAUCCUCGAAGCCUUCGAGUGGCGAACAGCAUUUUUGGCAUUUGAGGCCUAUGAGAGUCGCGAAGUAAAGAAGCUCCCGUGGAACAGCCUGCUCGUCGAGUUCCGCAAUCUCAGCCGUGCUCACACUCAGGCCAUGCUCGUCGUGUACUUUUAUGAGGGGCUCCGUAGCCUGGACUCGCUUCCGUCAUCGACCAAGACGGUUCUCUGGGAUCUUUUCCGGCUGUUCAGUCUUUCCGCCAUCGAGAAGGAUGCGUGGCAAUUCCAAAGGUCCGGUGCCAUUGCUACCAAGGCACUGGACCAGCUUCCCAAGGAAAUUCUCACUCUCAUGCAGCGCAUCAGACCGCAUGCCGUGCGAAUAGUCGACUCGUUCACAUUGCCUGACUACCUUCUCAACAGUGACCUUGGACGGUCUGAUGGAAGAGUUUAUGAGAGUUUGUUCCAUCGUGCUCACGUUGAGAACCCCCUAAAUCGUAUCACAUUCAAUCCUCGGUACUGGGAAGAUGAACUGGUGAUGGGGAGCAGAGAUGAUGGCCACAUUUUGUCGAAACUUUAA